Lathyrus sativus (Indian pea) is the source of this 975-nucleotide messenger RNA. The record is from the annotation of a GenBank genome assembly. Lineage: Eukaryota; Viridiplantae; Streptophyta; Magnoliopsida; Fabales; Fabaceae.
AUGAUACUCCUGCAGUCCCAUUCAAGAUUCCUGCUUCAAACUUUGUUGAAUCGCCUUCAAAAUAUUGAAAAAGGUGUUGAACUCGAUCAUCACUGGGUUGAAUUUGAUGAUGUUCGAUAUCAUAUCCAGGUGUCGAUGAAGAAUCCUCAUAUUUUCUUGCUAUCAGUAUCGUUACCUACUCCAUCUUCAGAAACUAUUUUUGUAUCUGGACUACCUUUUGGAGCCAUUGAAGCAAUUAAAGCUGCAUAUGGUAGUCUUGUGCAAAUUCUUGAUCCUCCUAGGGAUGGCUUUAACCUCACGUUGAAGAUAAAUCUGUCAAAGGUUCCUGCAAAUCAAGAGCAAAGACAAGCACUUUUAGUAAAAGUUGCAUCAAUAAGGGAGGUUGUCCUUGGUGCACCACUAAGAGUAAUUUUAAAACACCUUGCUUCAAGAACAGUUGCUCCGGAUAUGGAUCCACUUGUUGCUCUUGUUCAUCGGCCAAAGGAGUCUUUUUUUGUUUUUCCCCAGGCUGAUAAGGUGACUGUGAUGUAUCCUAUGAGGUUCAAUGAUUCAAUAGACACUGUUCUUGCAACUUCCUUUUUGCAGGAAUUUGUUGAAGCCAGGCGUACAGCUGGACUUAAUAAUACCCCUCCUUGUUCGUGGUCUCAUACUCCUCCACCGGAACUGAAAGAAGUAUCUCCUGAUGCAUUAUCUGCAAAUGCAGGAUUUGUAUCAUUUGUUAUCUUCCCUCGUCAUGUUGAAGGCCAGAAAUUGGAUCGGACAGUAUGGAGUCUAUCAACUUUUCAUGCCUAUGUUAGUUAUCAUGUCAAGUGCUCAGAAGGAUUUAUGCAUACUAGGAUGCGUCGUCGUGUGGAGUCCUUGAUUCAGGCUCUGGAUCGUGCUAAACCAGAUCCCGAGAGUUCAAAGAAAACUUCACACAACAGAUCCUUCCAACGGCUGAGCCUCAAGGAUUCAAGAACCCACUCAUUUUCAUAA